AGACCGCCAGCGGGUUGCGGGCAGGGCACGCGUCUGUUUACUGUCGGACCGUCCCCUCCCCGGCGCCCGGUCCGGGGUUCCGCACGCAGUGAGGGCUCCGAUUAAAACGGCCGGACGAAUGAAUUCGCUAAAUAGGACCGAACGAGCCAACGGGCCUCCCGGUCCCCUCCUCCUCGCCGGCUGGCCGGAGGCCGAGGGGGCCGUGGGCCCCUUUGACCCCUGGACUCUGCCCUGCGGGGAGGGACUCCGUGCCGGGUGGCAGAGCUGAGGGAGCCAUGGAGGUCACGGCGGCGUCUCUGCGCCAAUCCAGCGUGGCCCAGCUGGUCCAGGAGCUGGGGCCCGCCUUCGUCCAGCAACAGCAGCUGCCCGCGGCCAUGGCCGACACCUUCCUGGAGCACGUGAGCCUCCUGGACAUCGACUCGGAGCCCGUCCUCGCCCGCAGCACCGGGAUCGUCGCCACCAUCGGCCCGGCCUCGCGCUCCGUGGAGCGGCUGAAGGAGAUGAUCAAGGCGGGCAUGAAUAUCGCAAGACUCAACUUUUCCCACGGGAGUCACGAGUACCACGCCAAGUCGAUCGCCAACGUGCGGGCCGCGGCGGAGAGCUUCGCGGGCUCCCGGCUCGGGUACCGGCCGGUGGCCAUCGCGUUGGACACCAAGGGCCCGGAGAUCCGGACCGGCCUGCUGGCCGCGGGGGCAGAGGCGGAGGUGGAGCUGGUGAAGGGGUCGCGGGUGCUGGUGAGCGCGGACCCAGGCUUCCGGGCGCGGGGGGACGCGGCCACCGUCUGGGUGGACUACCCCAACCUGGCCCGCGUCGUCAGCCCCGGCGGCUGCAUCUACAUCGACGACGGACUCAUCGCCCUGCGGGUCCUGGAGACAGGCCCGGCGGGGCUGGUGACCGAGGUGGAGAGCGGGGGUCGCCUGGGCAGCCGGAAGGGGGUGAACGUGCCCGGGGCCGUGCUGGACCUGCCGGCCGUGUCGGAGCAGGACGCCCGGGACCUGCGCUUCGGGCUGGACCAGGACGUGGACAUCGUCUUCGCCUCCUUCGUGCGCAAGGCGGCCGACGUGGCCGAGGUGCGCGCGGCGCUGGGGCCCCGGGGACGGGCCGUCAAGGUCAUCAGCAAGAUCGAGAACCACGAGGGCGUGGCCAGGUUCGACGAGAUCCUGGAGGCCAGCGACGGCAUCAUGGUGGCCCGCGGGGACCUGGGCAUCGAGAUACCGCCCGAGAAGGUCUUCCUGGCCCAGAAGAUGAUGAUCGGGCGCUGCAACCUGGCGGGCAAGCCCGUCGUCUGCGCCACGCAGAUGCUGGAGAGCAUGAUCUCGAAGCCGCGCCCCACGCGGGCUGAGACCAGCGACGUGGCCAACGCCGUGCUGGACGGGGCCGACUGCAUCAUGCUGUCCGGGGAGACGGCCAAGGGGGCCUUCCCGGUGGAGGCCGUCUGCAUGCAGCACGCGAUCGCCCGGGAGGCGGAGGCGGCCGUCUACCACCGGCAGCUGUUCGAGGAGCUGCGCCGGGCGGCCCCCCUCACCAGGGACCCCACCGAGGUCACCGCCGUCGGGGCCGUGGAGGCCGCCUUCAAGUGCUGCGCGGCCGCCAUCGUCGUGCUGACCACCUCCGGCCGGUCGGCCCAGCUCCUGUCCCGCUACCGCCCGCGGGCGCCCAUCCUGGCGGUGACCCGCACGGCCCGGGCGGCCCGCCAGGCCCACCUGUGCCGCGGCGUCUUCCCCCUGCUCUACCCCGACCCCCCGGAGCCCGUCUGGGCCGACGACGUCGACCGCCGCGUGCAGUUUGCCAUCGACAGCGGCAAGCUCCGAGGCUUCCUCCGCACGGGCGACCCGCUGAUCGUGGUGACGGGCUGGCGGCCGGGCUCCGGCUACACCAACAUCAUGAGGGUGAUCGGCGUGCCCUGAGGGCCCCAGCGGCCCCCCUCCCCGCCCCCCGGCCCCCGCUCCCCUCUCGGACCAUUAUCCACCUCCAUCCCGGCCCCCGCCCCCCGCGCCGGGGCGGCCUCGAUCCCCAGGCGACCGGCCCGAGCUGCUGUUGCCCGGGGGCCCGGCCCUGCCCCGGGCCCUGGUUCCGGUCCCCCUCUCCGCCCCCCGGCUUCUGGUCCGUUCGUUGGAGUGUAUUUAUGGGGCGAUUACCGCGUGCAGAGCGCUGUACUAAGCGCUCGGGGGAGGACAGUAGAACCAAAUAAGAGACCCAUUCCCUGCCCAC
Messenger RNA from Ornithorhynchus anatinus (platypus), 2211 nucleotides. RefSeq names its product pyruvate kinase L/R (gene PKLR). Gene Ontology annotation, molecular function: pyruvate kinase activity; magnesium ion binding; potassium ion binding. Bases 276 to 1907 code for a protein of 543 amino acids. The transcript has 11 exons. Gene Ontology annotation, cellular component: cytoplasm. Gene Ontology annotation, biological process: glycolytic process; cellular response to insulin stimulus. NCBI's taxonomy places the organism in Eukaryota, Metazoa, Chordata, Mammalia, Monotremata, Ornithorhynchidae. The record is from RefSeq and is a predicted model, not a curated record.